Eriocheir sinensis (Chinese mitten crab) is the source of this 1572-nucleotide messenger RNA. RefSeq lists its product as uncharacterized. The record is from RefSeq and is a predicted model, not a curated record. NCBI's taxonomy places the organism in Eukaryota, Metazoa, Arthropoda, Malacostraca, Decapoda, Varunidae. The coding region runs from base 1 to 1395 and encodes 464 amino acids. The transcript is spliced from 6 exons. Gene Ontology annotation, cellular component: membrane. Gene Ontology annotation, molecular function: ligand-gated monoatomic ion channel activity.
AUGCGCCUUAAUUACUGGCCAUACUUCAUUGUCAGUGUAGCCAGACUGGUGUCAGCGUCUGCCAAACACUGCGUCCUCCUUGGCCAGGUGCGUCAGUUGUCGUGGUGCACGGUGGUGGUGGUGGUGAGUCACGACCCGGCCUUCCUCGCCGCCUUCGCCGAGUGGUCCCUGAGGGGACGGCUGCUGGUGUGGUCCACCAGGCUGGUGGUGGUGACACGCCUGACCCUCCCGCAGCUCCGGGCGCUCCUGCCCACCCACUGGACCUUCGCCAUGAUGAAUGCUGUGUUCCUCAACAUGGAGGGCGAUUCACCUCACUUAAAUUUCUACGGUGCAGCGGUGAACGUGACGGCUCUGCCUUACAUGCCGGUGUGGGGCGUGGUGGAGAGCCAGGCUCCUGUAGACUCCCCUGUCACCAGAUACGAGGGCUCUGACUACCAAAUGCUGGCCGCCGUCGCCGACGGGCUCAACUUCACCAUCAGAGUCUUGCCCAGCAAGUCUUGGGCGGAGGUGACGUACGUGCAGCAAAACCUCCACGGGGAACACACUCGAGGCGUCGGGACCGUGAUGCUGAACAUGGUCGGGUUAAUAUUGGGGCAGAGCUUCUCUUAUAGCCCGUCAAGCGCCUUCUCGAGCCGGAUCCUGCUGGCCGCCUGGCUGGUGUUCGUGAUCAUAUUCUCGUGGUCAUACAGCGGCAACCUGACGGCCUCGCUGACCCUGCCCAAGUACCCGUCCCGGCCCGAGACCCUCAGCCAGCUGGUGCAGCUCCCGUUUUGUCCCGCCAGACAGGCCCAUCUUGGCGGCAGGAGGUUCCUCAAGUACCAGGUUGCAGUGUAUGGCAGCUCUCGCCUGUACGUGGGUCGCGAGACCCUCUUCCCAGGUCCCUCGGGCUGGCCCAUCCCUCACGACGCCCCGUACAAGGCCCAGCUGGACCUGAACAUCAUGGCCAUCGUGGAGGCAAGUCUACACUUCAAGGACGAAACUCAUAAGUGUGUGCUAGGGCUCUUCGUAUGCCUAUUUUCAUUUAUCUAUUUCCCUUUUAACCCAAAAACUGAACAGAUCUUUUCUGCGUCUGAUCCAAUCUCUCCGCAGAGCGGCCUGCACGACAAGUGGUCAACUGACAUGGUGUGGAAGACCGAACUUAAGGUUCGGCGGAGACAGAGCCAGAGCCAAGCGGAGCAGCAAGAGGACGUGGAGGCAGGGGAAGUAAAGCAGGGAUCCCCGGUCCUCACCCUCAGCCACAUGCAGGGGGCCUUCAUACUCCUUAUUCUGGGCCUCGCUCUUGCUACCCUCGCCUUUGUCAGGGAGACUUGGCACUGUUAUGCGAAAACCUGUUCCCGCCGGUACCACACUCCGUGUUGCGGGAGGCGACUUGAGGAGAUGUUCCCUAAAAUGUAGUAGAAUGCAUUCAGUUGACGAGUGGGCACCCAAGUCAAUAUUGGUACCAAAAAACACGCAUCAGAAUAAUAGGGUGGCCUUUCAGACACACCACACUUCCCCUGCAGAGGCGGGGCCGAUGAUGACGCGCCUGAGCGAGAGCCCAGACAAGCGCGCGUGUACACACACACAAACACA